AUUCACGAGACCAACGUGCCCUCCCAAUCACAUAUAAACCCCACAAAGACUCACCACCUUUCCACAUUUGCCAUCUUGAAAACCCAAACCUAAAUCGCCCUCGAAAUGGCCGAGCCACACUGCCAUGCCAUGUCCGAAACUACCCGUAGGAAGGGCCCCGGAAAACGAGCCAACAUCUCCGUCGAGGCCGAGUCGGUGAUGGUACCGGAAGUGGCCCCGGCCCCAGCAGCACCGUGCGGUGCGUGCAAAUUCUUGAGGAGGAAGUGUAUUAGUGGGUGCAUUUUCGCACCCCACUUCGGCUCGGACCAGGGUGCAGCGAAAUUCGCCGCGGUUCACAAGGUUUUCGGUGCUAGCAAUGUUUCCAAGCUCUUGCUUCACAUCCCCGUGAACCGGCGGCACGAUGCGGUGGUCACAAUAUCCUACGAAGCUCAGGCCAGGCUAUCGGACCCGGUUUACGGUUGCGUCUCGACCAUACUUUCUUUACAACAGCAGGUAGCAUCGUUACAAGCCGAGCUAGCGAUGGUGCAAAAUCAGCUGAUCAACAGUCGAUUCGCAAUGGCGAAUGCCCUUCAAAGCUCGCAGCAACAGCAACAGCAACACAAUCAUCAUCACCAACAACAUGAACAACAUAUGGCAUUGCUUCGACCAGCAUACUCGAACAAUUCAUCGGCAUCUAAUAAUCUCAUAAACAUAAGCAACUUCGUCUCCAAUUUCGAACUUGUGGCCGAUACUAGCACCACUGCUCCUAAUUCUUCUCAAAGCAUGGACCAUCUUCAGCUCUCCAUGCCGUGCCAUGACGACGAGGACGACGAACAAGAUAGCCGGAUUCCCCCCAUUUACGCCAAUCAAAUCAUUCAUCGUACAUAAUCUUUAUGAUAUCUAAAUAUCUAUCUAUCUAUCUAUACAUAUUUUCCCUUUGAAAUAGAUGAACUUAUGAAUUUAUUAUUUGAUAGACAUAUAUGCUUGGAGUUUCUUUUCUAUCCAAUGA
Hibiscus syriacus is the source of this 988-nucleotide messenger RNA. RefSeq names its product LOB domain-containing protein 20-like. Gene Ontology annotation, cellular component: nucleus. NCBI's taxonomy places the organism in Eukaryota, Viridiplantae, Streptophyta, Magnoliopsida, Malvales, Malvaceae. Bases 106 to 867 code for a protein of 253 amino acids. The record is from RefSeq and is a predicted model, not a curated record. Gene Ontology annotation, biological process: hormone-mediated signaling pathway; positive regulation of DNA-templated transcription. The transcript is spliced from 2 exons.